UUAUUUUGUAUUGGUAAAAAAAAUGAAGCAAAGUAUUCGAUUAUAAUGUGAUAUUUUUCGAUAGCUUAUCGUUAGUUAAAUAAAUUCCCGUAUAAAAUGCGUUGACAUUAGAUUUUUUCGUAUUUUAAAAUACCAAUUCUUCGUAGUUUUGUCUACUAUAAACAUAUGAACGUUGCUCGAACGAAAUAAAAGUAUAUUCAACACACGAACGAUAGGUACCAUAUGGACUUUAAGAUUCAUCAUUUGCCUCCUUUGUUGUCGAGCAUCUUUGGCAGAACUGAAACUUAUACAGACGGUAUUCAGACAUGGAAACAAAACGCCAUCGAAUAUCACUUUUUAUCCUAACGAUCCUUACAUUAAUUGUACUUACGAGCCGGUGGGACGAGGAGAUUUAACAAAUGUUGGUAAAAUGACCAUGUAUCAAGUUGGCCAAUUCUUUCGAGAAAGAUACGAAGAUUUUUUGGGAGAAAUUUACACGAAAAAGAAGAUUUGGUUUCGCUCGGAUAAAAUAGAUAGAACUGUAAUGAGUGGACAACUCGUGGCAACUGGACUAUAUCCACCUUCCAAAAUACAAAGGUGGAAUCCAGAUUUGAAUUGGCAACCUAUACCUAUAUGGACAAUGCCAAUUGCCAUGGACUGCCUUUAUAACACUCGAUAUUCUUCAAAAUUUCAUAUAUUGAGAAACAUAGUGGAAGAAACAGACGAAAAUGUGAUACAAUUUGAAAAAGAUAAUAAAGAUAUUUAUAAAUAUUUGUCAGAACACACAGGUGGUAAUAUCACGCAAUUAAGAGUGUUUAUAUUAUAUAAAUAUUUAUUCGAGCAGAAAGAUAUUGGUUUAGAAUUACCAGAAUGGACGAAAUCAGUUUUUCCCGGGAAACUUGAAGAAUUAGCUGUAUACGACAUUUCGAUUAGUAUUCGUACUCUAGAAUCGAAGCAAAUAUUAGCUGGAAUAUGGAUUCGCGAAUGGUUGAAUCAUGUUAAUGAUUAUAUCAGCAAAAACGAUACGCGAAAAGCGUUUAUGUAUGCGGCACAUGAUAUAAAUAUCGCAUAUAUACUUUCUGCUUUGGAUAAUUUCGACAAUGAAAUUCCUUACUUUGGUAGUAGCCUGAUGUUUGAAUUACACGAAGACAAUAAUGAAUAUUACGUUCAGAUGCUUUAUAAAAAUAAGGAUAAUAUUCGAGUACUUGAAUUUCCUAAUUGUGAUAAGAUGUGUCCAUUAGAUGAAUUCAAGAAAUUUGUAAAGCCUUUAAUAUCGUUUAAUAUGGAAGAAGUAUGUAGACAAAUAUAAAGAAGCAUAUAUUUUCUUGUA
Messenger RNA from Apis florea (little honeybee), 1309 nucleotides. Its product is annotated as venom acid phosphatase Acph-1. Gene Ontology annotation, molecular function: phosphatase activity. Gene Ontology annotation, biological process: dephosphorylation. The record is from RefSeq and is a predicted model, not a curated record. Lineage: Eukaryota; Metazoa; Arthropoda; Insecta; Hymenoptera; Apidae.